Messenger RNA from Sinocyclocheilus rhinocerous, 807 nucleotides. RefSeq names its product sarcolipin-like. The coding region runs from base 399 to 497 and encodes 32 amino acids. The record is from RefSeq and is a predicted model, not a curated record. Gene Ontology annotation, cellular component: membrane. The transcript has 2 exons. Lineage: Eukaryota; Metazoa; Chordata; Actinopteri; Cypriniformes; Cyprinidae. Gene Ontology annotation, molecular function: enzyme regulator activity.
UCUCUCUCACACACACACACACACACACACACAGGCUCUUUCUGCAUAUUGUCAGUCAUGCGUGUCACAGGUGUGUUGAGGCUCAGAGGCGUCCGUCUGUAAAGCACUAACAACAGAGCUCAGCUCACCCUCAUCCCACUGGAGAGCUGCAGCAGCUGGACUCUGAUCCAGAACCCCACAGCUGAGUCUCGCAGACGCUUAAAUACUGUGACCUCAGCACUGCUGCUCCAAUCCGGUCCGGUCCAGUCCAGCGUGGCUGCUUUAAGAGCUGAGAGAUGCAUCAGCUGCACUCACAGAGACUUUAAAUCUGCCGAGUAACAGACUCCAGCUGAACCUUGUGCAGAGCUCCGGUCGUCUCCAGUCUUCCAGCUGUCGUGUUUCUGCUCUGAACAUCUCAGAUGGACCGAUUCGCACAGGAGCUGUUUCUGAACUUUAUGAUUGUGUUGAUCACAGUUCUGCUCAUGUGGUUACUGGCCAAACAAUAUCAGGAUGCAUGAGGAGCUCAUUCCUCCUCCUCAUCAUCAUCAUCAUCCUCAGCUGUGAAGAUGAGCUCCAGCACCGGAUGAUGAUGUUUCUGCAGACGGAUGGAAGAUGUGCCAGUCAGGAUGAAUCGUCUCGUGAUGCCUUCAAAAGCAGCACAGUUUGUCCGUAUGGAUUAUUGUCAUGUGUUAAAUGUUAAAUGCUUUGAUACCCUGGAUGUUUAAUGUGAUAAAUUGGGAAAAAACACUCAAAUUAACUGCAGAAAGAGUACCAGCAAUGUGUCGAGAGAAGACAUUGUUUUAUUUGUUUAAAUAAAGAACUCUUUGG